This is a messenger RNA of Dioscorea cayenensis subsp. rotundata (Guinea yam), 2543 nucleotides long. RefSeq names its product eukaryotic translation initiation factor 3 subunit B-like. Gene Ontology annotation, biological process: translational initiation. Lineage: Eukaryota; Viridiplantae; Streptophyta; Magnoliopsida; Dioscoreales; Dioscoreaceae. The record is from RefSeq and is a predicted model, not a curated record. The transcript has 11 exons. The coding region runs from base 185 to 2347 and encodes 720 amino acids. Gene Ontology annotation, cellular component: eukaryotic translation initiation factor 3 complex. Gene Ontology annotation, molecular function: translation initiation factor activity; RNA binding; translation initiation factor binding.
CAUCACUACGGUAUUGUGCCCUGGCGCCCCUCUCUAAAACCCUCAACAAGAAUCGCCGCGCCGCUCAUAGUUCUUCUCCUUGUCCCUCGACCUCGAUCCAUCACGGCGACGGCAUCACCUGCGACGAGAUUCAAACUCUCUCUUUUUCUCUCUCUUUGUCGCCACUGAUUCCCUCCUCUCCACCAUGGCUGAGGUAUCAAUGGCCGACAUCGAGGCUACCGCUCUUCGUCUGGGAAUCGACAUCUCUUCUGUAGAUCUUGACUCCAUCCAGCGUCCUCCUGGGGAGGACUUCGGCAUCAAGAGCGACGAUGAUGAGGAUUUGUAUCAAGAGGACGGCUUCGAGAUGGAGGCGGGAUUUGGGAAUGUUAUUGUGGUGGAUAACUUGCCGGUGGUGCCGCCGGAGAAGUUUGAGAAGUUGGAGAACGUCAUUCGGAAGAUCUACAGCCAGAUUGGGGUUAUUAGAGAUGGUGGGCUAUGGAUGCCAGUGAAUCCGGAAAGCCAGAAAACCCUAGGGUAUUGCUUUAUCGAGUACAACACCCCUCAGGAAGCUGAGCUUGCGAAAGAGAAGACUAAUGGUUACAAGCUGGAUAAAUCACAUAUUUUCAUCGUUAAUUUGUUUGAUGACUUUGAGAAGUAUAUGAAAGUUCCUGAUGAAUGGACCCCUGCGGAAAUCAAGCCAUAUGUUCCUGGGGAAAAUCUACAUCAGUGGCUUACUGAUGAAAAGGCAAGGGAUCAGUUUGUAAUUCGUGCUGCUACUUUCAGUGAAGUUUUCUGGAAUGAUCCUAGGCAAAUGAUGCCUGAGCUUGUCUACCGCCGCCAGUAUUGGACUGAGGGUUUUGUCCAGUGGUCUCCCCUUGGGACCUACUUGGCCACAGUGCAUAGGCAGGGUGCUGCUGUCUGGGGUGGUGCCACUACCUUCAACCGAUUGAUGCGAUAUCCUCACCCGCAGGUAAAACUGAUUGAUUUCUCUCCUGGCGAAAAAUAUCUGGUCACAUACAGCAGCCAUGAGCCCAAUAACCCUCGGGAUACACAUAGGGUUGUGCUGAAUAUCUUUGACGUGAGGACAGGCAAGGUGAUGCGUGAUUUUAAAGGAAAUGUGGAUGAAUUUACUACUGGUGGCAGCGGAGGUGUUUCUGGUGUCUCCUGGCCAGUGUUCAGGUGGGGUGGUGGCAAGGAAGAUAAAUAUUUUGCUAGAAUUGGGAAAAACAUGAUAUCUGUAUAUGAAACAGAGACUUUCACUCUUAUUGAUAAGAAGUCUAUGAAGGUGGAGAGUGUGGUGGACUUUAGCUGGUCACCUACUGAUCCCAUAAUAUCUCUUUUUGUUCCAGAGCUAGGGGGUGGAAAUCAGCCUGCAAGGGUAAGCCUUGUUCAGAUACCAGGCAAGGAAGAGCUAAGGCAGAAGAACCUUUUCAGUGUCAGUGACUGCAAAAUGUAUUGGCAGGGCAAUGGUGAAUAUCUUGCUGUCAAAGUUGACCGGUAUACAAAAACAAAGAAGAGCACUUAUACUGGUUUUGAGCUAUUCCGAAUCAAGGAAAGAGACAUCCCAAUUGAGGUUCUAGAGCUCGAGAACAAAAAUGACAAAAUUGUAGCAUUUGCUUGGGAGCCAAAAGGCCAUAGAUUUGCAGUUAUACAUGGAGAUGGCCCUCGGCCUGAUGUAAGUUUUUAUUCAAUGCGAAGUGCUCAAAACACUGGCCGCGUCUCCAAGCUUGUGACUCUGAAGUCCAAGCAAGCCAAUACGCUUUACUGGUCCCCAGGUGGGCGCUUCAUUUUGUUAGCAGGGCUUAAGGGGUUUAAUGGCCAGCUGGAGUUUUACAAUGUCGAUGAGUUGGAGACAAUGGCCACAGGUGAACAUUUCAUGGCCACUGACAUUGAAUGGGAUCCUACUGGAAGAUAUGUGGCUACAGCUGUCACAUCAGUUCAUGAAAUGGAGAACGGGUUCCAUAUUUGGUCCUUUACCGGGAAGCUGUUAUACAGGAUUCCUAAAGAUCACUUCUACCAGUUCCUCUGGCGCCCAAGGCCCCCUUCAUUACUGACCCCCGAGAAAGAAGAAGAAAUUUGGAAGAACUUGAAGAAGUACAGCAAAAAAUAUGAGGCGGAAGAUCAGGAUGUUUCUUUGCAGCUGAGCGAGCAAGACAGGAAGAAGAGAAAGUUGCUGCAGGAGGAAUGGGAUUCCUGGGUGGAGAAGUGGAAGCGGCUCCAUGAUGAAGAGAGGGAAAUGAGGCAAUGGCUGAGGGAUGGAGAAGCCAGUGACGAGGAAGAAGAGUAUGAGGCCAAAGAAGUAGAAGUUGAGGAAGUCCUGGAUGUUAAAGAAGAAGUGGUUCCGUUUGACCUGGACCAAAUGGAAUAAGGGCAUUGAUCAUCCAUUCUUUUUCUUGGUUUCCUAUCCUCUUCUUGUGUUGAGAGACUUGGUUAGUAUCCGAGACGGUUUUGCUCUUUGAACUUGUGUUUGCUUCAGAGCUUAUUUCUAUGUCAUGUAAACAUUAUUUUAAUCUUGUUCUUUUUUUUUUAAGAAUUUAAAUUAUAAAAAUAACAAAUAUGUCUUU